AUGGCCGGGGUAGUUCUAUUCACCCUCUUUUUAUUUACAAUAACGCAGUAUGCCCUCGCGGCGGAGACAAACUGCAGUCGCAUAUUCCAUUCUGCCGUCGUCAGCAAUGGAAAACUUUACAUCGAUGGCGGUGAAAUGCACACACGGUGGCCGAAUGACACGAUCACUACGAAGCCAAUUGACGACCUUGAAACUAUCGAUCUGACCAAGUCCUGGGUCAACUCGGACUCCGACCUGUACACAUACAUCCCAAAGCCCGUCGCAAACGAUACUGCGAUAUAUCUGGAUGAGGGAGCCGCCUGGUCAGAUGGAGAAAACCUCUUCUUCUAUGGUGGCUACGUUAGUGGAGUAGAUGGCCCUUCGGUCCCUCCUCUCGGAACAUGGAAGUAUAACAUCGCAGCCAACGAAUGGACCCAUAGCGGGUUUUCGGGUGCCGCACUUGUACGACUCUGCCAGGGAGGCGCAGUUCAGUCUUCGAGCAAGGCCUAUUACCUCAGUGGCUCCCUGAACCCAGGCGGCAACCCGAGCUUUGCCGGCACCGAGGGGGCAGAUGUAUACAUGGACCCGGGGCUGAUUACGCUCGAUAUGGAUACAUUAGAAUGGACGAACGCAUCGACUGCAGAUAUGAACGAAUGGGGGACCAUAGGCGACGGAUAUACGAGCUUGCUUGAAUCGGCAGGAGACGAAGGCGUCAUAGUAGCCUUUGGCGGCUAUAAAUACCCAGUUGGCCAGACACUUUCAUAUUUGGCCUACCGGCAAAAUGAAACAAUUCAUCGGAAUUCAAUGGAAAUGGUGCGUGUCUACGACAUCGCGGAGCAGAAAUGGUACACUCAACAAACUUCGGGCGAUGUUCCCGGCUGGCGAAUGUCAGGCUGUACAGUUGUUGCUCCUGCCCAGGACCUAUCAUCAUACUCCAUUUACGUGUUCGGCGGAAUGGCAAACACGACAGCUCUGUCAGAUGGCAAUGUCUAUGUUCUCUCAGUGCCCUCAUUUCGGUGGAUUCGAGUUACAGACGAUAACAGCAUUCGUAUCAAACACAAAUGUGUCCGACCUCAGAAUAAUACCAUGAUUGUGGUUGGAGGCAAUACUCCAGUCACGAAUCGAGAAUAUGACCCGUUACCACAGAAUUGCGACAGCGCUACGUUUGCUAAUGGGAUAGGCAUCUUCGACCUCCACUCCCUCUCGUGGCUGUCCAACUAUAAUGCAAGUUACAGCGAUGCGUAUAAGAUCCCUUCUAAGGUGUCUGACAUCAUUGGUGGGAGUGAAACUGGUGGAGCAACAGUAGUUUCGCCCGAGAGUGGAUUCAAUAGUACGAGCAUGGAAGAUUUAUUUAAGAAACGAAACAACGUCGCGGAUUCUGGCACCUCAUCGACUUCCACCCCCAGUACGACUGGACAGAGCUCCGGUGCAUCUAAAAGCCUAUCCGGCGGCGGCAUUGCCGGCGUGGUGGUCGGUUGCGUCGCCGGUGUGGGCUUGAUUGCUGGUCUUGCAUGGCUCCUCACCCUAAGACAUCGGAAAGCAAAAGCUGCGAGUAGUUCUCGACUGGCAUGGCAGAGUGACGCAUCAGCUAUCCCACCGCUGGAUCAAAGCCCCCGGAAAGAGUUGUAUGGCAGCGGACCAGAGGUUUAUGAGAUGGGAACUAGGGACCAACCUCGCUUCGAGAUGCCAGGCGAGAACAUAUUAGCGGAGAUGCCUGCUGAGGGGAUUAAACGAUGA
Molecule: messenger RNA, 1716 nt
Organism: Aspergillus pseudonomiae
Lineage: Eukaryota; Fungi; Ascomycota; Eurotiomycetes; Eurotiales; Aspergillaceae
Exons: 6
Coding region: 1-1716 (571 amino acids)
Cellular component (GO): cytoplasm
Molecular function (GO): protein binding; chromatin binding
Source: RefSeq, a predicted model, not a curated record